This is a messenger RNA of Fomitopsis serialis, 192 nucleotides long. RefSeq names its product ATPase, F0 complex, subunit J. The coding region runs from base 1 to 192 and encodes 63 amino acids. Lineage: Eukaryota; Fungi; Basidiomycota; Agaricomycetes; Polyporales; Fomitopsidaceae. Gene Ontology annotation, biological process: proton motive force-driven ATP synthesis. The record is from RefSeq and is a predicted model, not a curated record. The transcript has 3 exons. Gene Ontology annotation, molecular function: proton transmembrane transporter activity.
AUGAGCUUCCUGGGUCUCCGCAAGUGGCCGACUCCUGCAUGUUUGCCCCCCAUGUGGCCCUUCGUCGCCGCUGGCGCACUCACUUUCUUCCUCGUCUCGAAGGCGCAGGACAUGGGUGUCAAGUCCGAGACGUGGCGCAACGACCCGCGCAACCCAUAUGCUGCGCAAAUCGCAAAGGAGGCUCAUCAUUAG